AUGAGCACAGGACUGUCAGGCUCCCACGGCACCUCGUGGAGGCUGGAGGUCCGCCCUGGUGCGCCGAGUGUUUCGCAGUUCCCGGCUCUGAUGAGGAACCUCAAAAUACCAGCAACCUUCAUCUUAAUCGGUGUGUCCGGCCACCACGACCCAACUUUCCCCUCUAGGUCUCUCUCCCCCUCUCUAUCCUCACCAAAGCUGUUGAGGCUACUUUGCGCAUGUACGGCCAGCCGCACCGAGCAUUGCAUCGACACCAAGAUGGCGAAAACACGUCUGGCUUGCCUCCUGACUCUCCUCUCAACUCACUGUUACUUCAGUGUGUUGGCAGUGGUGCUAAAAACGAGCGAGGAAUCCCCCUCCACAGACGAAUUUAACAGGGUUGAGUUGUCAUGUUUGAUUGAGUCCAUAACCACAUUACAUCCACGCAUCGAAUGGAAAAAGAUCACCAACAAUAAGCCGAGUUACGUUUACUUCGACAGGAGGAUCUCGGGUGACUUGGAGAACAGAGCUGUGAUCAGAGAGCCGGCCACGUUGGUGAUAACCAACGCCACAAGGUCAGACACAGCCAAAUACCGCUGUGAGGUCACCGCCGCUGAGGACAACAAGUCAUUUGACGAGAUUGUGAUCGACCUUGUAGUGAGAGUGAAGCCAGUGGUGCCAAAAUGCAGCGUUCCAAAGUCUGUGCCUUUCGGGAAGUUAGCUGAGCUCAGCUGUGUGGAGGAGGAGGGCUUCCCCAAGUCUCAGUACCAGUGGUUCAAGAACAGCGAGGAGAUUCCAGAGGACCCCAAGUCCAGUCCCAAAUUCCUUAACUCCUCAUACACGCUCAACACAGGAACAGGAACUCUGAGAUUCACUUCAGUCAUAAAAGAAGAUGCAGGCGAAUAUUACUGCCGAGCGAAGAACGAUGCAGGACAUGCUCAGUGUGCGCCCCAGAAGAUGGAAGUGUAUGAUAUUGACAUUGUGGGGAUCGUACUGGGAGUGCUGGUGGUGGUUAUUGUGCUCCUAUGUAUAACGGUGGGAAUUUGCUGUGCAUACAAACAAGGCUACUUCUCCGGUCAGAAACAGACCGGAAACAAUUACAAAGUUCCAGCCAAGGGAGACGGAGUGGACUACGUCAGGACAGAGGAUGAGGGGGAUUUCCGACACAAGUCGUCAUUUGUGAUCUGAUGACGGAACAAGGACAGUGAGGGCUGCCGCGCUCCGAGACGUGACAAUCGGGCCCGCCCUCCACGCUGCUGGACCGCCGAGCUGCAACAGGCCGAGCUCUGGAGGUCACAGCGGGACUGAAACCCAACCACUCAAACUUGCCAAAGGUGACAGGAGCUCGCAGGCCACAAGAUGUACAAAAUAUUAUCACCCUCAUUUGAGUUUUGUUUGCUAAAUUAUGGUUCUUUAUUUCCAGUCAUUGCAUGGUUUUUAACAUAAACUGAGGAGGCAGGAAGGAAGCAUCUCUGAUGUGCCAGGUAGAAACGGAGGAGGCAGUCUAUCAUGUCAACUUUCUACUGUAAACAUUUAGCUUUUGUCAUUUGUAUAACAUUUGUUUUCUACUGUUGAAACACUAUUUUUGAUGGAAUAUAUUUUAAAAUGCCUAUAGAUAAAAGUUUACUUUUUUAAAUAUUUGUAAUAUACUAACAUGUGUGUAGAUUGUUUUUUUUUUCCUUUGGUUGUGGAUAAAAGUUUGUAACACUUUAA
Molecule: messenger RNA, 1692 nt
Organism: Xiphophorus hellerii (green swordtail)
Lineage: Eukaryota; Metazoa; Chordata; Actinopteri; Cyprinodontiformes; Poeciliidae
Product: junctional adhesion molecule C-like
Exons: 11
Coding region: 1-1167 (388 amino acids)
Biological process (GO): cell migration; cell-cell adhesion
Cellular component (GO): plasma membrane; protein complex involved in cell adhesion; cell-cell contact zone
Molecular function (GO): integrin binding; protein heterodimerization activity; protein homodimerization activity
Source: RefSeq, a predicted model, not a curated record